This is a messenger RNA of Camelina sativa (false flax), 297 nucleotides long. RefSeq lists its product as uncharacterized. NCBI's taxonomy places the organism in Eukaryota, Viridiplantae, Streptophyta, Magnoliopsida, Brassicales, Brassicaceae. The record is from RefSeq and is a predicted model, not a curated record.
AUGGCCCCUCUGGUUUUUAACGUAUCGUUUCCAAGAUCGUCAUUUUGUGAAUCAUCUGUCACUAAAUAUAGCAGGCCAGACGGAAAUAAAAAACUGAUAGAUUAUACUGGGAUGCUUCGAGAUCACAAACUUUCUAAGCUUGAGAGGGGCAUUGAUAUUCACACUACGCGUUCCCGAGGGGGCAGUCUAGUCGAAGAGGUUAUAGAGAAGCUUGAGAGAUUCAAAGUACGUACGGUUAACAUCUUGGUGGGAGGAGAUGAUGAAGAACAGAAGAAAUAAAACAAAUCAAAUGUUUGA